UGCGCAUGCGGCGGGGUACGCUCAGGUAAGCGUCAGUCCGCGCCGCGAUCUCCCGCCGACAGGGAUCGACGCACGCGACACGCUCAAAUUUCGUUUUGAAAAUCGAACGCAUUUUUCACGAUUCCCGUAGCAUUCGAAAUUUGAAAAAUUACAGAGAUGGCGUACUCGGUAAUUUGGUAGUUGAGGUUUUAAGGUGCGUUCGGGUCUGGGCAGUGAUGUCCCACAAGAAAUGCGGCCGGUUGUCAUCGCUGCUUGCUUGCUGCUGCUCGCGCCCAUCACCGACUCCUGGUGGGCGUCUGGCAGUGCUGUGAUCUUGGAUCCCCGUAUGGUAUGCAAGAAGAACCGUCGGACCAGAAGCAAGCUGUCCCAGAUCUGCCGGAACGAGACCGGAUUGUUGAAGGAGAUCUCCAAGGGCGUGACCCUCGGCGCCACAGAGUGUGCCCACCAGUUCAGGGGACGAAGGUGGAACUGCACCACACAGCGACGCAGCAUGAGGAAGAUACUCAUGAGAGACACGAGAGAGACUGGCUUCGUGAAUGCUAUCACGGCGGCCGGUGUCACCUACGCCAUCACCAGGGCAUGCACUGCGGGGUCCUUACUCGAGUGCUCUUGUGAGAAGGGAGCUCCCAAACCCCGCCGCAGUCGCAGUGGAACAGUCACCGCUCCACCCACGGCCUCCGAUCCCGACUGGCAAUGGGGAGGAUGCAGCGACAACGUCCGCUUUGGACUCAAGAAGUCCAGGGAAUUCAUGGACAGCCGAUACAGGAAGAGGAGCGAUAUCAAAACCUUGAUCAAACUCCAUAAUCAUAAUGCUGGGAGGUUGGCAUUACGAAAUAAUAUGAGGGUGGAAUGCAAAUGCCAUGGGGUAUCUGGAUCCUGUACCCUUAAGACCUGUUGGUGGCGGAUGCCCACCUUCAGAGAAGUUGGCGACAAACUUAGAGAUAGAUUUGAAGGAGCUGCCAAGGUGAUAUCAAGCAACGAUGGCGAAAGUUUCAUGCCAGAGAGCCCCACACUAAAAAGGCCGGGGAAGAAGGAUAUAAUAUACUCAGAAGAAUCACCAGACUUCUGUAUGCCGAACAUGAAGACUGGAUCACUCGGAACCCAAGGUCGACGAUGCAACUCAAGUUCGGUAGGAACCGACAGCUGUGAUCAGCUCUGUUGCAGAAGAGGGUAUAAAAAGACGACCGUGAAAGAGACUGCUAACUGCAAUUGUCAGUUCAAAUGGUGUUGCGAAGUGAAAUGUGACACAUGCCUUGUGAAACGGGAUAUAAAAACAUGCCUGUAAUGUGAUAGAUAAAGUCUUAAAUGUUUAAUA
Messenger RNA from Amyelois transitella, 1315 nucleotides. RefSeq names its product protein Wnt-6 (gene Wnt6). The transcript has 6 exons. Gene Ontology annotation, biological process: canonical Wnt signaling pathway; cell fate commitment; neuron differentiation. Lineage: Eukaryota; Metazoa; Arthropoda; Insecta; Lepidoptera; Pyralidae. Bases 230 to 1285 code for a protein of 351 amino acids. The record is from RefSeq and is a predicted model, not a curated record. Gene Ontology annotation, molecular function: frizzled binding; cytokine activity. Gene Ontology annotation, cellular component: extracellular region.